GAAUUCCUUCCACCUUCUUUCUCUGUUCCUCGGGGAAGCCGACAGGCACCGUUACUCAAACCCUUGCCACACCCGGCGGAGUUACGAAUCCCCGACGGAGGAAAAGCUCACCUAUUCUACCGCGUUCGCUUGACUCCGGCCUCCGGGGUGUUGGCGUUACCGGUAGCUCUUGGUGUGGUUUUCCCAAGGGGAGAAGGAAGGGAAGGGAAGGGAGAUGGUUAUAUUGAAUAGAUCUCCUGCUCUGGUGGGCAGGGUGUUUAGAUGCUCUACACCAUUGAUUUCACCUUUGCGUUGCUUUCCUAAUACUCUUGUGUUACGGUUUGCCACUACUAGAUCUUUUGAGCCGAUUGAGAAAUCUGCUUGUGCGUUUGCUCACCCCCUGAUAGCAAACACCGAUGCAAGCUAAUGAUUUGUUGCAGAUCAAAAGUUCUCCAAUAGAGUGAAGGAAGCGACAUCCAUACCCCCCGUCAUCUGGUUACUCUCAGGCGUUACUAUAACCAUCCUCACAACCUACAGCUACAUAAUGGCGGCGCAGGGAUAUAUCGCCCUCACAGAUGAGGAGACCCUCCACGCAUACACACCUACGGACCCCCAAGAGAUAGUGGCAAACAACUACAUUUCCAGCCACCCACUCGUCACCUCCUUAAGAUCGAACCCCGCCUUCAGCGAAGCUCGACCGACGUUGAAGAUUUCGGAUAAAUACAAACACCUCUCCUUCACCGCAGGCACUCUCGCAGGCCCGGGGAAGAUCGUAGUCCCACCACUCACAUUCGUAGAAGAUGGCGGAAAGAGCAUAGUGCAGGUGUUCUACCUGGGUGAACAACUAUGUGGACACCCAGGGUACAUUCACGGAGGUAUGCUCGCAACGAUACUAGACGAAGGGCUCGCGAGGUGCUGCUUCGCAGCUCUGCCAAACAAGAUCGCGAUGACCGCCAGCUUGACAGUGAAUUAUCGCAAACCGAGCCCCGCGGGGAGUUAUGUGGUCCUGAAGGCAAAGACCGUGAAAGUUGAGGGGAGGAAGGCGUGGGUAGAGGGUAAGAUUGAGACGCUCGUCGGGGAGGGCGAGGAAUCGAGUGUGCUUGUAGAAGCUAGCGCACUCAUGAUUGAGCCGAGACAGGCGGCGGUGAGCUCCCCGUUACCUUGACCCAACUCCUAGCUAUCAUACGAUAUAUAACACACUCGGAUGAGCUGUUCAACUGACGUAUACCAUCCACGCGCAGAUACUCAAGAAAAUUGUCCCGGACAGAUUAGAAGGAGUCAAGGCCUGAGCCUCGCACAGAGAGCGAGCGGGCGGACAAGUGAGCGAUAGAAGUGGGAGAAGUUGUGAUACCACCCUGUACAUAUGAUACACACUACACACAGACAGACCGUAACACACCAUAAUAGAUGCUGUCGCGACAGCAUUGCAUCAGAGAUCGAGAUGUCCAUGAAUGGGCGAAAGAUUGCCGAUAUCAUACCCCUCAUCCCCACAACGCACGGAUAGCAGAAACGUUUAUCACGGUGGCUAUGCUAUGUGCACGAAAUCGCGGCCCAGGAUGUUUGGCAUUGCAAGCGCAAUCCCUACCCUGCAUGGAGGCGCACAUGGGUGAUAUCAUAUUUCAAAUAUUCUGAAUAUGCUGCUACAAAGCUACAGCAGUCGUGCUUG
This is a messenger RNA of Tuber aestivum (summer truffle), 1645 nucleotides long. NCBI's taxonomy places the organism in Eukaryota, Fungi, Ascomycota, Pezizomycetes, Pezizales, Tuberaceae. The record is from the annotation of a GenBank genome assembly.